Molecule: messenger RNA, 9155 nt
Organism: Brienomyrus brachyistius
Lineage: Eukaryota; Metazoa; Chordata; Actinopteri; Osteoglossiformes; Mormyridae
Gene: mast2
Product: microtubule associated serine/threonine kinase 2
Biological process (GO): peptidyl-serine phosphorylation; intracellular signal transduction
Cellular component (GO): microtubule cytoskeleton
Molecular function (GO): protein serine/threonine kinase activity; ATP binding; magnesium ion binding
Source: RefSeq, a predicted model, not a curated record
CACGCCUCUGCACUGACAGCACAAACCGGGCGGUGUGCGUGGAAAAAUCAGCCAGAGCGCCGCCACUGCAUUUCAUCUUGACACAUGGAACUGAAUUGAACUUUUAGUCUUGGUUUUUUGUAUCAAAGGUGGUGGAUGAGACGUGGCGCAGUGAUACUGACUAAAUAAAUAAAAUGACAUAAGCUGGCGAUUUGGGCUUUUUGGUGCAGCGAGGCCGAUACGAUUUGGGAUCGCGAGGACGGCGAGACAUGGGGUGCGCGAGCGCGGUCAAGUGAGGAGAGACGUGAGACGUUUUCAAGUCAUUCAGGUGUAGAUUUUAAAAAUCUGCAUUUUUUUUUCUUCUUCGAGCGGCGUUUUGUGGGAGGACAGGUGACUGAUCCAACUGCUGGGGGGGAGGAGGAAAGACCGAGAAUUAUGCGGCAUCCAAACUGACGCCAGCCCGCCCGUUAGCCGGCUAGCCGGUUAGCCGCUAGCACCGACCGCCCGGCUGACAGCCCGCCACGACUCAGUCUCUCUGCCGCCCCUCUCAUCAAGCUUCAGUCGACGGUGCAAGAUUAAAACAUGCUUACCAGCGUUUGCAUUUUUACCUGCGUGGCUAAAAAAGACACGGCUUUUAGUCGAAGUAUCGUUUUAGAGGACUAGCUAAAACGUUAGCUGCCAGGUGUUCGUUUUUUUACCCUCCUGACAGGGGUGCUUCUCAGCAUCGACUUCGAGAUAAAAUAUUGUCUUUUUAUUUCGUCUGAUGGUGAAAACAUGAAGAAGACUGAGAACAAAAAUAAAAGAAAGCUGUGCACCGCGGAACAGGAGAGUGGAGUCGAAAUGAAAGACGAGAAGGAGUUUGCGGUGCCCCCUCCUCUGCUGUUCCGGAAGCUCAGUAACCCAGACCUGUCGCCAUCAGUGGGAAAGACGAAGCUGCAGAGGCAGCUGAGCCAGGAUGAUGGCCGUGCUCGGCGAGGGAGCAUGGCAAGUGGCCUCACUGGAAAGCAGCUCCUGCCUCUGUCCAGCAGCCUCCACGGCGGAGUCAGCCAGCUGGUUCUGCCGCAGCCUGGCGAGCCCAACAACCUUGUGCGCAUGAGGAGUCAGUCGCUGGGCCAAUCUGCCCCUGCGCUCACUGCAGGCCUGAAGGAACUGAGCCUUCCAAGAAGAGGCAGCUUCUGCCGGACAAGCAACAGGAAGAGUCUCAUAGUGACGUCAAGCACGUCCCCCACGCUGCCCAGGCCGCACUCCCCCCUUCAUGGCCACACAGGGACCAGUCCCCUGGAUAGUCCAAGAAACUUUUCCCCAAACACUGCAGCCCAUUUCUCCUUUGUGCCGGCACGCAGUCAUGGGCACAGGGCUGACAGGACCGACGGUCGAAGGUGGUCACUGGCCUCGCUGCCUUCCUCUGGCUAUGGCACCAACACUCCCAGCUCCACAGUCUCGUCGUCCUGUUCAUCCCAGGAGAGGCUGCACCAGCUGCCCUUCCAGCCCACGGCCGACGAGCUGCACUUCCUCACCAAGCACUUCAGCUCUGAGAGCGUUACGGACGAAGAGGGCCGCCACUCGCCCGCCCUGAGGCCACGUUCCCGGAGCCUCAGUCCUGGCCGGUCGCCCAUCUCCUUUGACCAUGAGAUCGUCAUGAUGAACCAUGUGUACAAGGAGCGGUUCCCCAAGGCUACCGCUCAGAUGGAGGAGCGCCUGGCGGAUUUCCUAUCCUCUUCGGCCCCGGGAAAGGUGGAGCCCCUGGCCGAUGGCGUGUUGAGCUUCAUUUACCACCAGGUGAUAGAGCUGACGCGAGACUGCCUGGACAAGUCCCGCGAGGGCCUCAUCACCUCCCGCUACUUCUACGAGCUGCAGGAGAACCUGGAGAAGCUGCUGCAGGAUGCUCACGAGCGAUCAGAAAGCGCGGAAGUGACCUUCGUCACCCAGCUGGUGAAGAAGCUGAUGAUCAUCAUCGCCCGGCCUGCACGCCUGCUGGAGUGUUUGGAGUUCGACCCGGAGGAGUUUUACCACCUGCUGGAAGCUGCUGAAGGCCAUGCCAAAGAGGGCCAGGGCAUCAAGUCAGAUAUCCCCCGCUACAUCAUCAGCCAGCUGGGCCUCACCAGGGAUCCCCUGGAGGAAAUGGCCCAGCUGAGCAGCUAUGACAGUGGCAACCCAGACACUCCCGAGACGGAUGACUCCACGGAGAAUCGUGGUGCUGUGGUACAGCCGCAGUCCAAGAUGAAGACCCCAUGUGAGGAAGACUUUGAGAACAUUAAGCUCAUCAGCAAUGGGGCAUAUGGGGCUGUCUUCUUGGUGCGGCACAAGGAGACCCGUCAGCGCUUUGCUAUGAAGAAGAUCAACAAGCAGAACCUGAUUCUUAGGAAUCAGAUCCAGCAGGCCUUCGUGGAGCGGGACAUCCUGACCUUCGCUGAGAACCCCUUCGUGGUCAGCAUGUUCUGCUCCUUCGAAACGCGCCGGCACCUGUGCAUGGUCAUGGAGUACGUUGAAGGGGGAGACUGUGCUACCCUGCUGAAGAACAUUGGGGCUCUCCCCGUAGACAUGGCCAGGAUGUACUUCGCCGAGACGGUCCUAGCACUGGAGUACCUGCACAACUAUGGCAUUGUGCACAGAGACCUCAAGCCCGACAAUCUCCUGAUUACCUCACUGGGACACAUCAAGCUGACUGAUUUUGGGCUGUCCAAGAUCGGCCUGAUGAGUCUCACCACCAACCUGUACGAGGGGCACAUAGAGAAGGACGCUCGUGAGUUUCUGGACAAGCAGGUGUGUGGGACCCCCGAAUACAUCGCCCCGGAAGUGAUCCUCCGACAGGGCUAUGGCAAGCCGGUGGAUUGGUGGGCCAUGGGUGUGAUCCUCUAUGAGUUCCUGGUGGGCUGCGCGCCCUUCUUCGGGGACACGCCUGAGGAGCUCUUCGGACAGGUCAUCAGCGAUGAGAUCAUCUGGCCCGAGGAGGAAGAGGCCUUGCCGUCAGAAGCCCAGGACCUCAUCUCCAAGCUGCUGUAUCAGAAUCCCCUGGAGCGUCUGGGGACAGGUGGAGCCUUCGAGGUGAAGCAGCACCGCUUCUUCUCGGUCCUGGACUGGAACAGCCUCCUGAGGCAGAAGGCUGAGUUCAUCCCCCAGUUGGAAUCGGAGGACGAUACCAGCUACUUCGACACCCGAUCCGACAGGUAUCACCAUUUGGACUCCGAGGAGGAGGACGACACCAAUGACGAUGAGCACCUGGAGAUCCGCCAGUUCUCCUCUUGCUCCCCUCGCUUUAGCAAGGUAUACAGCAGCAUGGAGCGCCUCUCGCUCCACGAAGAGAAGAGGACGCCUCCGCCCACCAAACGCAGCCUGAGCGAGGAGGGUGGGGACCGAAUCGACAGCCUGGGUGGCCUCAAGUCACGUGACCGCAGCUGGAUGGUCGGAUCCCCAGAAAUCCUGCGGAAGCGGCUGUCUGUGUCGGAGUCCUCGCAUACGGAGAGCGACUCCAGCCCCCCGCUGACUGUGCGCCGGCGCUGUUGUUCGGCCAUCAUUGAGAUGCCCCGCUUCGCCAUCUCCACUGAAGACGAGACUGCUGGCGCCCGGAGGAGCCCCUCGCUGCUGCCGCAGACCCCGGCUCGCGGGCCCCGGGGCGAGGAGCUGCCCCUGUCCAUCCCGGAGCUGCCCCUGGAGAGGGAGCUGAAGCUGGAUGAGUGGCCCACCACCCCGGGCUCCACCGGCAGCCAGCUGAGCAGGGCCACUCUCACCCCGGGUGGCUCAAGUGACGUGUGGGACCGGUCCUCUCCACGUGGGCCCUCCGCGGAGGGAGUGGACAGCUCCACCCCCAGGGCCAUCAGCGACCUGGCAGCCCGCCGUGCCCGCCACCGGCUGCUCUCAGGAGAGUCCCUGGAGAAGCACACCUCCCGUCCCCUCAACAAGGUCAUCAAGUCGGCCUCGGCCACCACGCUUUCGCUGCUCAUCCCCGCAGAGCACCACGUCGCCUCCCCAUUGGCCAGCCCCAUGUCGCCACGCUCACUGUCCUCCAACCCCUCAUCGAGGGACUCCUCCCCCAGCCGUGACCUCUCUCCUGCCGUGUGCAACAUCAAGCCCGCUAUCGUCAUCCAUCGCUCCGGCAAGAAGUAUGGCUUCACCCUGCGCGCCAUCCGCGUCUACAUGGGUGACACAGACAUCUACACCGUGCACCACAUGGUCUGGCAUGUGGAGGAUGGUGGUCCUGCCCAUGAGGCCGGCCUGAGGGAGAGGGAUCUCAUCACACAUGUCAACGGGGAGCCCGUGCACGGCCUGGUGCACACCGAGGUGGUGGAGCUGAUCCUUAAGAGUGGUAACAAGGUGUCCAUCUCUGCCACGCCCUUCGAGAACACCUCCAUUAAGGUGGGCCCUGCCCGCAAGGCCAGCCGGAAAGCCAAGAUGGCCCGGCGUAACAAGAAGACCAAGACCAAGGAGAGCCAGGACAGUACCAAGAAGCGGACGUCGCUGUUCCGCCGCAUCACCAAGCAGGCUUCGCUCCUGCACACCAGCCGCAGCCUGUCCUCCCUGAACCGCUCACUGUCGUCCGGGGAGAGUGUCCCCGGCUCCCCCACACACAACCUGUCCCCCCGUUCGCCCACGCCGGGCUACCGCUCAACGCCGGACUCUGCACACUCUGUAGGGGGCACGUCCUCGCAGAGCAGCUCCCCCAGCUCCAGCGUCCCCAACUCCCCAGCCAGCUCUGGCCAUAUCCGGCCCAGCUCCCUGCACGGCCUGGGUCCCAAGCUGCAGAGGCAGUACCGCUCGCCCCGCCGCAAAUCGGCCGGCAACAUCCCGCUGUCACCGCUAGCACGUACGCCCUCACCGACGCCACAGAGCACCUCCCCCCAGCGCUCGCCCUCUCCCCUGGCUGGCCACAACCUGGGCCCCUCCUUCCCUGUGAAGCUGCACUCAUCGCCGCCCCUGGUGCGGCAGAUCUCACGGCCCAAGAGCGCCGAGCCGCCGCGGUCACCGCUGCUGAAGCGUGUGCAGUCGGCAGAGAAGCUGGCUGCCUCCCUGUCCUCCUCCUCCUCCUCGCCCUCUCCCUCCUCUGCCGCCGACAAGAAGCUGCCUACAGCCUCCCGCAAGCACAGUCUGGAUGUCUCACACUCUGACUUCAAGAAGGAAAUGCUACAGCGGGACCCCAGCCUGCAGAGCCUGCAGGAAUCGGCCAGCGAGACCCUCCUGGGGGGCAGGGCGGCCCCCGUCGAGAAGGGGAGCCUGCAGAAGCCCUCCCCGUCCCGGAAGCCUGGCCGGCAGGAGGCCCCUGAAAUGGGGGCCACCCCUCUGGGCCUAUCGCCUGGGAAGAGCAAGCUAAAGGACAAGCUGUCGGCCAUUCGGCAGGACCGUGCAGGCCGGCGGGAGUCACUGCAGAAGCAGGAUGCCAUACACGAGGUGGACUCCUCUGAGGAUGAGACGGAUGAGGGCUCUGAGGACAGCCAGGACGGCCGCCGGCUGGGCAGCUGGGGGGAUGGGCGGCACAGGAGCAAGGAGGAGGUGCCCUUCGUGCCCCCGGCCUCCGUGCUCAGGCCCGCAACUGUAAUGGGUGCUCCUUCUGUAAAGGCGGUCCCUACAGCGGCCCCGAGCUUAUCCGUUCCAAUCCCUGCUCCGGCUUCUGCAGCCCCCCUUCAGCCAGGGAAACUGCCGCAGACUCGGACUGAAGGUGUGGCUGCGGAGCGGACCCUGGUCCCAGUCGUCCCAGACAGUGGCCCGGUGGCGGCAGUGGCGCUGGAGGCCGUGUCCGCCCCCAGAGCCAGCUCGCUUCCCCAGGGGCCCGUGAACAAGCUGCCAGGCCCGUUUCCCACCCCUGGCAGCGCAUUUACUUCUAUCACUAAGGAGAGCCCUGAGAAGCCAGCUCCUAUCUCAACAGUGCCCCCACAGGACUGGAGGACCAGCUGUCCUGCUGCUGAAGCCAAGCCAAACGAUAUUACCCCGAAGGGGCUUCUGUCGCCCAAGCCUCAGCCCUGUACCCCAGUCGCGGACUCCAGAGACCCCCCUGCACCUGUCACUGGGACGAGUAAGGAGAAGAAGGAGGCGGAGAAUCGGCGGCAGGCCUUGCAUGUUGCGGCCAUUGCUGCCGCUGCCGCUCCACUAGCUGAAAGCGGGGUUGACAAGGUCGUGUCCCAGCUGGCCACCGUGGCUAAAAGCGUUCUGGGUCCGGUCAGACUCAGCCUCCCCGCUGCCAGGGAGGCCUUCGACAGGGCCCGUGACCUGCGGCCAGUGAAUCCUCUUCAGCCCCCCUGCAGGGAGCAGGAGACUCCGCCGUCGGGCACGCCCCCCAGACAGGCCAGCCCUCAGAUCUCGCGUCGGCCUGGGGUAUCCACUCCCAAGCAGGCUGCCGCCUCUCCGAGUCUCGUGGAGCCUAUCGGAGAUCGAGGGAGGCUCUCGCCUAGCAGGACCUCUGCCCAAACCCCUGAGGGGUCCCAAGAGCGAGCAGGCUCCCUGCCCCAGGACAGCCCAGCGCACCAGCAGCUCAGGCAGGGUCAGGUGGGCAGCGCUCCGCAGAAACCUGCGACACCGCAGGACAAAACCGGCAGGAAGACGUAGCAGCGACUGCCAACUGAUAUGGACUAGCGACAAGGCAUGCUGGGAUAGCAGUACGUUCGACACACUAACCUGAGAAGCACUAGCUGUUAAGAUGAAAGAAAAACAGGAAUAAAUGACAAGCUCUGUUCGGGAUUGUUUCCGCCGUAUGUCUAGUGUCUGACACUUGGAUUGUUAGCUUUUCCUCCCGUUUGACUGACAUUUGCAUAGAGUCUGUUCCGCUCCGCGAAACGAACGGCUUGCAGUCGCUGGGAUGGACUUUGAAAGCAGAUCUUUCCUUUUCCAUUAUGGAUGUUCUCCAGCUGAAAGGCAGCAGUCUGUAUUCCAAUCUGUUCUCGGGUCACUCGCACUAACUGGUCGUGCCUUAGAGGAAAACAUUUCAUUUUCAUAAUUCGUUUUUUUUUCUUUUUCUCCAAGAGCAGCUUUAUUGGGGGAAGCAAGUAUGUAUCUCAGCAAUAAAAUGGCUUUCGUUUAGCAAAUUAAAUACACCUAUGACAUCGAUUUUUAAAAAGAUAGAAAAAGCGAGCAGUUUGGCUGUUUCAUAGCCAGACUCCAACCUGCUGCUUCCCCAUUAUUACCACUUGGCUUUUACUGAUGUUUCGAGCAGCACUGAAGCCAGAUUGUAGAUUAAGUGCAUGUAACCGGGCUGCAGGGUGUUGUCGCUGCUUUCUUUGCAUGCACUCAGUGCUGUGCUCCUGCUCCUAUGCCAGAGGCCUGUCCCACCGCCUGUUAGCCUGCUGAACUUCAUAUCUGAGUGGAGAUUUUUGCCAAAUUGUUGGAGUUCUGCUCCAAUCUGGGACUUCUGGUUCUGGCACAAUCACGCAGGUUCAUGGCAGCAUGGGUGAUGGAACCGAGAGGGACUUGAGCUGUCUGAUAGCUGGAGAAUGGGGGGGGGGGGGUAGGGUAAACUGUCGAUUUAGUCUGCUACUGCUACAGUGGCUAUUGGGUGUUUUCAAGCCUCCAAUUGACCCCAUCCUACAAUCAUGGUUAUUGUCACUGUUGGUUGUAAGUUUGUACAGAGGACCAGCAUGCCGUGUUUUGUGCUUGGGGUUUGUUUGAUUUCCUGAGUGGUUCCCUCUUUAUAAGUGUGAGUGUGAGAGAGAGAGAGAGAGAGAGAGGUGUGUUGUGUUUGGAGAGUGUGUUCAUAUCGGGACAGCUAGAGCUGUAGACAGCAGUCCUUCACUUACCUGGGGGCUGCAGUACGUUUGCACAUAUGCGUUAAGGCCGGUGCACAGAUCUGGCACCAUUCUGAACCCCACUGCAGGGGUCUGUGACCGAAUCCCUUUCAGACUGACCUCAGAUCAGCAGUGGACUCCCAGGGCCAGCAGUUUGCGUGGUGUGUUUACAGCGUGUAACCCUUCAUGCUCACCUACCAUCAUCCCUAAGAUCCCGUAGAGCCCUCCCCCUCUUGUUCUGCUGUGAAUUCAGCAGUGUAUUUCCCCACCAUGUCACAGUGGCAUGUCCUGACAGGCCUGCGAAUGCACCUUCGAUUAUACCAUAAGGCAAGAUCGCUUGCAGGUUAGUCUUGCUCGCUGAAGUGCCCUGGCUGAUCUCAUGGAAGCAUGACGUUUACUGGCAAACACCCAAAGAUCUGAGCUGAUUAGGAGACAGGUGUUGUGUGCUUUGUGCAUUUAGAGGAUUCCUGACUUAUUAGGAAGAAAUCAUUUUACAGAAAUGACAGUCUUGUGUGCAGAGUAUGGAGCUUAUGUGCAUAAUGCAGCAGAGUGUCAAUAUUCUGCAUCAGGAAAUCCACAGUGACACAUUCCCUCACUACAGUAAUACACAGGAGUUAUCCAGCUUGCCAGACCAAAGUCUUUCUAAAACAGACCUGCAGUCCCUGUUAAACCCCCAAAUAGCCUUUGGAAAAAAAAAAAAAGUUUACAGUUAUAGAAGGGGUGGAAAAAAUGUGAGUUGUAAAUAAAGUGAUCUGUUCUAUUUAAUCUAUUUGUGAGAGUGUUGUGUUUAGGUGACAGUUGUACUGGCCUUAAUGUUGUAGGGGCUCCCGCUUACUGGAAGUGCAUCUUGGGAGUGACAUAGCCACAAUGGCCUUCUGGGUCUUGUAGUUCUGUAGCUGAAAGUCUCUGUUCUAUUCAAGGACCACUUGUCUUCAGUGUGAGAAAUGUGUGUUACUCGCCAUGACGCUUGUGGCUGGAGGGAGGGUACGUGUAUGUCUGGGGUGCGGCAGGGUCACCUGACCACCUGAGAGAAGUGCAACCGUCUGCUUUUAUCUCUCCUUGCCAUUUCUCUCAUUCACACAGUUUCUCUAAUCUCUAUGACACACAUUGACUGUGGAAGGAGCUCUCUUAGAUGUCUUGUGUGUUUUUUAACAGAGAGAUAAUAAAUAAUUUUAAAAAUUUUAUAUAUGCAGGAUCUGUGUAAUCCUUAGCAGUGUUAAUGUUGUCCUGCGUGUAGAGACCAGUGCCAUAGACAGUCCAGCCCUGCUGGGGAUGGGGCCCCCUUUUGGCGGUGGCGGGGGGGGGGCAGAGUGCUUCUGUCUGUUAGUGUGGGAGGGGUUACCGCAGCUUACGUGGAAUGGGGUUCAGGGUAUGACAAACUGCUAGAGUAAAACCAGUGCAAUAUCUUUUUCAUUUUGUGUUAAUUGCAUGUUGUUAUUCCUUAUAAAUAAAGUUUUUAUACUAAAAAGA